AUGGGUGGCUCACAACAAGGCGAUCAGACCAACGAGGCUGACGGAGAUACUCCUCUUGAGACUGAUCCCACAGGAAGAUUUCAGCGCUUAAAUGAAAUCUUGGGCGAAGGUGCUUACAAACACGUCUAUAAAGCCUUCGAUCAGGAGGAGGGCGUUGAAGUGGCCUGGAAUCAGCUUCGUAUCGACCAUCUUACAAAGAAGGAAGCUCAAAAGAUUCUCUCCGAGAUUGAGAUUUUAGAGUCCAUCCGUAACGAGCACAUUAUCAAUUUUCUAGCCUCCUGGUCUACCAAGGCUCCAAACGGUGGAGAGCGCGUUGUUUUUGUAACCGAGCUCAUGUCUUCUGGAACACUGAAGCAGUAUCUCAAAAAGACACUUAAAGGUCCAUUAAAGCCUAAAGUCCUCAAGUCAUGGUGUCGUCAAAUCCUUCAGGGCCUUGUCUAUCUUCACACCCAUGAUCCUCCCAUCAUUCAUCGAGAUCUUAAAUGCGAUAAUAUUUUCAUCAAUGGCAACAACGGACAGCUUAAAAUCGGAGACCUUGGACUUGCAGUCGUGCGCCAUCGAACCCAUGUCUCCUCUGUCCUGGGUACUCCUGAAUUUAUGGCGCCAGAGCUCUAUGAUGAAAAGUAUGACGAGAAAGUUGACAUUUAUGCCUUUGGCAUGUGUGUCACAAAGGAAUAUCCGUACUCCGAGUGCACAAACCAGGCUCAAAUUUAUCGCAAGGUCACCAAAGGCAUCAAGCCGCAGUCGCUGGAUCAUGUCCAAGAUGAAGAAACUCGUGAGUUCAUUAACCGUUGUCUGGAUCAUGAUGAUCGUACUCGUCCGUCUGCCCAGGAACUACUUGACUCGGAUUUUUUG
Lobosporangium transversale is the source of this 855-nucleotide messenger RNA. RefSeq names its product kinase-like domain-containing protein. The transcript has 2 exons. The record is from RefSeq and is a predicted model, not a curated record. NCBI's taxonomy places the organism in Eukaryota, Fungi, Mortierellomycota, Mortierellomycetes, Mortierellales, Mortierellaceae. Gene Ontology annotation, molecular function: ATP binding; protein serine/threonine kinase activity. The annotation marks the transcript as partial. Gene Ontology annotation, cellular component: cytoplasm. Gene Ontology annotation, biological process: protein phosphorylation; intracellular signal transduction.